CCCAUCCGCGCCGCCACUCUCUUCAUCGGGAUCCAACCCGCAGCCAGUUUCUCCCUCCCUCAUUUCUUCCACCAGUCCAACCGCAUCCACCCAAAUCAAAUCCUGCCUUCCUUGAUUUCCGUGCUAACCCAAUCACUCACAGCCUCGCUCGAUCCAGAUCGAGGAAAUCGUCCCCAAGCAACGAUGGCUCCGACCACCUCCCUCGAUUUGCGCCGCUGCCCAACCACUCCCUCCAACCAGCGCCUACCUCCUCGUCCCCGUGCCCGCAGCAGCGGAGCAGGAGCCCUCGCGCCUCAAGUCCCGCGUCGCCAAGCCGCCUCCCUGCCCUCGAGUCCGUCCAAUUCCGCCGUCCGCCGUGGUCGUGGAGCUCGUCGGCGUCAUCCUCGUGCCGUCCCAGCCCCGUCGCUACUCCCGCAAGACCCUGCCAUGGACACCGUCCGCCGGCGACCACCCAGGAGCACCAGCCGGCGCCACCAUCAUCGCAGAUGGGCUCCCGCCGCCCAGGACUUCCUCGCGCCACCUUCAGAUCGAGCAGGAGCCUCGACCCCGAGCUCCUCCUCUGAUUCUUCCCUAGCGCCGCGCCAAGCUCCGCCGCCCAAGCUGCGCUGUCGCCUGCCAAGUCCCCGCGUCGUCGUCCUCGCCCGGAUUCCCGCUGCUGUGCCAAGUCCCUCGCCCCGCCUAUGCUUCCCUGCUCCAAAUCGAACGCCAAUCCGCCGCCCUGGAGCUUCUCCGCCGCCGGCGCCCUUCUCCAGCGCCCCAAGUCCCGCCAUGAACGCCCGUCGACAGCGUCGCCUCAACCCUGCCUCUCCUCCUCGAGCUCGUUCCUCGAGCAUGACGCAGGUCCAGCGCCCGCGGCCCCGGCCUCGUCCCUGCCUUCAAGUCGCCGCUCCGCCGCCGGAGACCAAGCUGCCGCCGCGCCUGACCCCUGCCUCGACCUGCUGCCGCGCCCCUUCUUCCUCUGCUUCGAGGACGAGCCAGGCGCCCGCGUUGACUUCUCGUCGCGAGGCUCCUGCCGACCCCGUCCGCAUCGCCAAGGCCCAGCAGCCGCAUCCAGAUCUGCCGGCCCGCGAACCCCUCUGCUCCAGUUGGCCUUUGAGCCCAUGCUUCGGUUUCGUUCCGGAGUUGUGAGGAUUCGUUCAACUACGUCCGUUUGUCUUCUUCA
Aegilops tauschii subsp. strangulata is the source of this 1162-nucleotide messenger RNA. NCBI's taxonomy places the organism in Eukaryota, Viridiplantae, Streptophyta, Magnoliopsida, Poales, Poaceae. The record is from RefSeq and is a predicted model, not a curated record.